Molecule: messenger RNA, 1892 nt
Organism: Paramormyrops kingsleyae
Lineage: Eukaryota; Metazoa; Chordata; Actinopteri; Osteoglossiformes; Mormyridae
Gene: mpdu1b
Product: mannose-P-dolichol utilization defect 1b
Biological process (GO): oligosaccharide biosynthetic process
Source: RefSeq, a predicted model, not a curated record
CGCUGUCGCUCCGUCAUACGCGGAAGUUAGAGGUUCGCCGCUGCGCAGCAAAACGACGGUCAUACCUCCACAAUGGCGACCUCUCCAAUGGCAUUAAUGAAAGAAUUUCUGCUUAUGUAUUUCAUGCCAGAGACUUGUUAUGACGAGUUUUUUCUCAACUUUAAUUUUCUCCAUGUGCAGUGCCUGAAGAUUGUGUUGAGCAAAGGUCUUGGCUUCGGAAUAAUACUUGGAUCUGUCAUGGUGAAGCUGCCGCAGGUCUGCAAGUUGAUUGGGGCGAAGAGUGCGGAAGGGCUGAGCUUCAAUGCCGUCCUGCUGGAGCUGUUCGCCAUCACUGGCACCAUGGCCUACUGCAUCGCACACAAAUUCCCCUUCAGUUCCUGGGGUGAGGCCCUCUUCCUCAUGCUGCAAACAGUGACCAUCGGCUUCCUCAUCCAGCACUACAGAGCAAACACAGCCGGAGGUGUGGGCUUCCUGGCCGCCUACUUCCCCUUGUCGUUGCUGUUGUUGUCACCUUUCACGCCGCUGUCCGUGCUCACAGUGAUGCAGGCCUCCAACAUGCCCGCUGUCAUCGUGGGCAGGCUCAUCCAGGCAGGAACAAACUAUCGUAAUGGUCACACAGGUCAGCUGUCAGCCAUCUCCGUCUUCCUCCUGUUUGCCGGCUCCCUUGCCCGCAUCUUCACCUCCCUGCAGGAAACGGGAGAUUCCCUGAUGGCGUUGACUUACGUCAUCUCCUCCUGCUGCAAUGGUCUCAUCGCUGGUCAGGUGGUCUACUACUGGAACCGAACACCUGCUGUUAAGAAGAAGAAAGAAUAGAGGGAGGUGGAAGAUGCAAGCACCAACACACAUACACACACACACACUUCGCAAAUCCCAACAACUCAGGACCAAAACUGUAACCAUGGACUUCAGCAGUACACUCAGCAGUUGAGGGCCUUGACUGAUCAUUCAGUCGGGCACCCGCCUUGGUUAAUUCUGCCACAGGACCUCCUGUACUUGAGCCCUUUCUGUGCACUAGCUCCGGCGCUGGAGUAUCUCCCAUUCUCUCCCGUUCCCCAACUACCAAGUGGAAUCUACUACAGUCUCAUCAUUGUAUCUUGAUAAAUCAGUAAGACUGAACCCUCAUGGUGUAUUCAAGACAGUAUAGGAAUCAUUUCUAGAAGAGCAUGUUUGUGGGAGUUAUUCUUUCACAAAAAUGCUCUGAGGGCAGAAGGAUCAAUGAUUGGUUUAGAAAGAUAACCAAUCAAAUUGUAGAGGAGAUGGGCCCAAGAAACUAACAGAAGCAGGACCAAGACAUCUGUUUGGUUGGACCCACCUCCUCUACAGUUUGAUUGGCUAUCUCACUGAACCAAUAAUUGUUCCUUCUGCCCUCAGAACAUUUUUGUGUAAGUAAAACUUCCGUGAGCUACAGACACAUAGACUUUUUAAGAUUUUUGUCCUAUGUUUUUUUUUUUUCCCAAAAACUGUUGAAGGAAGCAAAUUUUCAGAGUGUCAAUAUGCGUAGCAAAAUGCACCUGUAUGCUUGUUUGUGAUGAAUGAAGGUGCUAUUAUUUUGUGUUUUUUUUUUUAUGAAAUUAUUAUUUUGCAUAAGGGUCCAUUUAAAUAGUAUGAGAGGGCAUUCCAGCAACAUCAUGCACAAGUGUAGAGAACCAAUCUAUCUACUUGGGAAAAUUUGUAAAGACAAAGGAAAAAUAUAUAUAAUGCAGGAUGAUAUUGGAAAUAAAGUUUAUGCCUUGGUCAAGUAUUUUUGAACUACUGCUGUAUAGUAUGUCAGUUGUACAGGACUAUUUUUUUUUAAGGUUUGUUGUAGUGGGUCAGCCUGAAUCAGGUCACAUGCUUGUGGACAUUUCCUCUUUUUGGUACCAGUGGAGUAAAAGGUUUCUUUGUUUCUUGGA